AUGGAUUUCUCCGGGCUCCACGUCUUCCCCACCCCUAGCACAGACGCGGCGCCGGCAGCCUGGGCCAGCCGGAGACCAGAUCUGACGGGGGCCGAAAGGUUGGAGACGGAGGCGUCAGAUCCGGGACGGGCGCCCCCGCGGCCACCGCGCCCCACAGCCACCACCCGCCGCCGCCUUGCCACCCGCGCGGCCAAGGAGGACGGCCAGCACCAGCGACGGCCACUGGCUGAGGUCGCCGUCGCUCCACCACCCGAGGCCGCCGCCUCGGCUCCAAAUCCCCUGCACGCGACAGGGCGGAACAGAUCCUCGCCACCACCCUCCCCGAGCGGACGCGCGGCGCUCCGGCGACCCCCUCCGGUGGUGGUGAGGGAGAGGAAAGGGGGGAGGGGAGGCUGGCGGCGGGCUAGGUUAUCGCCGCCCGAGUCGCCCCUGUGGGAGCGACGCGGGGGCAAAUAG
Messenger RNA from Aegilops tauschii subsp. strangulata, 456 nucleotides. The record is from RefSeq and is a predicted model, not a curated record. Lineage: Eukaryota; Viridiplantae; Streptophyta; Magnoliopsida; Poales; Poaceae.